This is a messenger RNA of Macrobrachium nipponense, 2042 nucleotides long. Its product is annotated as bestrophin-2-like. The transcript is spliced from 8 exons. Bases 166 to 1221 code for a protein of 351 amino acids. Lineage: Eukaryota; Metazoa; Arthropoda; Malacostraca; Decapoda; Palaemonidae. The record is from RefSeq and is a predicted model, not a curated record. Gene Ontology annotation, molecular function: chloride channel activity.
GCCAUUUAGGGAUUUAUGUAAUUCAUUCUCUGCACGAGACUUAAUUUUAGCCCCUUUAGAGUUUAGUCUGAUCUCCACGGACGCGAUCUAAGGGGGCGGGUGGGCGGAGGUAAGAGAGAGAGAGAGAGUGAGUGUUGCCAUCAGCCGAGCUCCGCUAUUAUCGCCAUGACGGUCGUCUAUUGCGAUAAGAUCGCCAGCCAUGGAGGCUUCGGGUCCUUCUUCAAGCUGCUCCUCAAAUGGCGCGGCAGCGUGUACAAGAUGGUGUGGCAGGAUAUGCUGGUGUUCAUCGUCCUGUACUACGUGAUCACUCUGAUCUAUCGAUUCGCCCUCCCCGAGGAAAACAUGAGAGUCUUCGAGAUGGUCGUGGUCCACUGUGCCAAAUUCAGAAACUUGAUCCCCAUCUCCUUCGUCCUGGGCUUCUUCGUCUCCCUGGUCGUCAGCAGGUGGUGGAGUACUUACAAAAGCCUCCCCUGGCCUGAUACGUUGGCCAUCACCCUCAGCACCUAUAUAACUGGACAGGAUCCAGAAUCCAAGAACGUCAGAGCGACCAUCUUGCGUUAUGUCAAUCUCACCAUCGCCCUGACCUUUGCUAAGAUUUCUCCUGCAGUUAAGAGGAAACUACCAAACCUGCAGCAGUUCAUUGUUGCUGGGUACUUGACAGACGUUGAAAAAAUUGCCCUCGACAACAUGGAACUGAAGACGAAACAGCACAAGCUCUGGGUUCCCAUCACUUGGGCUUGUAAGACUCUGCAGAAGGCCAGAAAUGACGAGGUCGUGGUGAACGACUCACACCAGCGGCUGAUAGCGGCUGAAAUCAUGGCCAUCAGGAGCCAGUGCGGUGGCCUCUUAGGAUUCAGCUUUUACAAUAUACCCCUUGUGUACACACAGGUCGUGACCAUAGCAGUGUACUCGUUCUUCAUCUUCUCGCUGAUCGGAGAGCAAUACUUGGACCCGAGUCAAGGAAUCCCAACCCACGUCAUCGACCUCUACUUCCCCAUGUUCGCCCUUCUGCAGUUGUUCUUCUACAUAGGCUGGCUCAAGGUAGCAGAGGCUCUGCUUAACCCCUUCGGCGAAGACGACCACGACUUCGAGUUCAACUCGAUGCUUCAGAGGCACAAGGAGGUUUGCCACAUGUUAUCUGAAGCUGACAAGAAUGAGCUCCCUCCUCACCUGCAAGAAUUAUACGCGGCAGAGGUCACCAGCAACAACAUCGAACCGUGAAAGAUUCUGGCGGGAUCAGGACUGCAGGGUGCGACAGUAAGGAAGGUUUUGACAGAUAGGAGCACAUUUUUAUCCUGAUUUAGACAUGGAGGACAUGGAGGAUGAUGUUGAGAGAUCUUGACAGAGAGGCUGACAUUUUAAUCAAGGUUUUGACAGGUAGGAAGACAUUUCAUCCUGAUUUAGACAUGGAGGAUGAUGUUGAGAGAUCUUUAAAGAGAGGAUGACAUUUUAAUCAAUGUUUUGACAGAUAGGGAGACAUUUUAACCCUGAUUUAGGUCUGCAGAAAGUCAUUUAAACAAGAUUUGGACAAAGAGCCUGACAUUUCACUCAAGGGUCCGACAGAGAGGAGGACGUUUAAGCUAGUUCUUGGCAGAAUGGUUGAUAUUUAAGCCAGGGUUCCAAAGGAGAGGUUGAUAUUUAAACAAGAUUUUGGCAGAGAGGAAGACAUUUCAUUCUAAGUUCAAACGAGCGGAAGGCAUUUGCAAUGAAGAUUUUGACUGAGGAAGGCAGUUUAAUCAGGAUGUUUAUAGAUAGGGGGUUUUGACAUGAAAGCAUUUUGAUAAAGAUUUUGGUAGACAGAUGGACAUUUUGAAUAAGAUUUGCAGUAGAUGGAAGAGAUUUAAAUCACUGUAUUUUCAGAGAAAGUGCCAUUUUUAGGUAAUGUUUUAACGGACCGAAGAAACUUGUAUCAAGGUUUCAAAAAGAUUGCCAAAUAAGGACACAAUUUUUUUUUACAUUCAGUUUCCUUAAUUUUCUUACAUUAUAUGUAUAUAUAUAUAUAUCUAUAUAUAUAUAUAUAUAUAUAUAUAUAUAUAUAUAUA